CCUGAGCCAUGGGUGUGCGGUAGAAUCUAUAUCCCCAGCACCUUAAGGACCCAGAUGUGACAUCAGCUGUGGGUGGAAGUUGUCUUAUGCCAUUACAGCACUUGAAUUUUUUCUCCAAUCUAGGUGACAUAGAAAAAUUAACCCCAAGUAAUGCUGACGUUCUUCUGCACGGUAUUGCUGAUGAUCUGCGAGGCUUCCUGCCAGUGGAGGCGAUGGUUGGAUCAGAGAACCAAGCCAUGGAGAAUCUUCACAAACUCCCCAAGCCCACCCUUCAUGUAGAUGCUUUCCUUUAUAAUGAUGAUACAAUUGACUUAUUAUGUGAUGAGGGGAAAAUGAGUCGUAAUUACUGUUUGUCAUGUGGCUCUAGAAAAACAGCACCUAUAGACUUUCUUUCCCAUUCCUUUUCCAUCGUGGAACUCAAAUAUCUCUUCCAGCACGUUUUACCAGAUCUAAGUGAGAAGACGCUUGUAGAUGUGGGUUCAAGACUUGGUGCUGUUCUGUACGCGGGGUAUGUUUAUAGUUCGGCAAGACAAUUGAAGGGUGUGGAAAUUAAUGCUGAUUUAUGCAAUCUGCAAGACAAUAUCAUAAAGAAGUACCAGUUCACUGACAGAAUUCAGGUAUACCAUUCAGAUAUUUGCAGUCAGCAGUCUCUUCUCCACCAUGCUGAUGUAGUUGUACUAAAUAACGUUUUUGAAUACUUCCUGGACACGGAGGAACAAAUAAGGACCUGGAUAUUUCUUAGGGAAAACAUAAUGAAAAAAGAAUGCCUGCUAGUGACGGUACCAAGCUUAAAAGAAUCCCUCCACAAACUCCAGAUAAACCUACAACUGAAUCAGUGGGUGGAAGAAAUUGAGCUAGAUCCAGAUAUCUUCUUAGGAUCCGAGACUGAUCGGGAGUCUCUUAGUGACAUUCAUUUGUACAGAGUUUUAUAGAAGAAGCGUAAGCGCUGUGUGUGGGUUUUUUCCCCCCCUUCUGCAUCUCAGUGACCGGUACUACCUGAUUGGAUUAGGGGUAUAUUUAGUAUUGUGUGGGUUUAUAGAAGUAGAGUGUUAGCCAUAGCAACCAAUCAGAGUCUAGCUAUUAUCUUGUAGAAGGUGCUAGAUGUAGAAGUAGAAUAUGAUUGGUUGAAAUGAGCAACAUAUCCACUUCUAUAAACCCGCACAUUAGUGAGUAUACCGCUUAGUCUCUCUGUUUCAGGAUACAGACUCCUCAUGCAAGUGACUGAUACCUAUCACACAACAUGUGUUUUUAUUUUAAUUCUUUUCGAUCAAAAAUGUUUUAACAUAAAUUAACAUCUGAACUUUGUGUUUUCUGCACAUUACUUUGUUAAACAUUUUCAGUUUUACAUUUCACAGCACCAGAAAAACUCUGCUGACUUUGCUGCAGCUAUGCAUCCCUUCAUACUGUAUACCAGCCACAAGCUGGCUUUCAGAAUUAAAAGAACCGUUAGACCUGGCACUUAACUGUACAGUUGUACUUGGGACAUGAAGACAGUCACUAAAUUUAAAAUACUGUACAAACUGGUCUGUGCACAAGUUUCAUCAUUCACAAAUCUAUAGCCUAAAAUAGAUCAUAUUGCUUAAACAUAGAAACAUAGAAUUUGACGUUUUGAUAAGAACCACUUGGCCCAUCUAGUCUGCCCCUUUUUUAUUUUAUCCUUUAGGCAAUCUAAACCCUUUUUUAACCUUAAACAUUUGUAAUGAUAUUCAUAUGCCUGUCCCAAGCAUGUUUAAAUUGCCCUACAGUCUUAGCCUCUACCACCUCUGAUGGGAGGCUAUUCCACUUAUCCACUACCCUUUCUGUGAAGUAAUUUUUCCUUAAAUUUCCCCUGAACCUCCCCCCCUCCAGUCUCAAUGUAUGCCCUCGAGUUCUAAUACUUCUUUUCCUUUGAAGAAUGUUUCCCUCCUGAACUUUGUUAAGACCCUUGAUAUAUUUGAAAGUUUCUAUCAUGUCCCCCCUUUCCCUUCUCUCCUCCAAACUAUACAUGUUAAGAUCUUUUAGCCUUUCCGGGUAAGUUUUGUGAUGUAGGCCAUGCACCAUUUUAGUUGCCCUUCUUUGUACACUCUCUAAUGUAUUUAUAUCCUUCUGGAGAUAGCUUCUUGGUACAAGGAGAAAACGAUGAUCCCACAAUCACAUAAUUGUCAUUUUCAUUUGUGGUUCAAGAACCUAAAAUCUUUGAAGAGUUCCUAUCCUAUAUAAUAAAUAAAUAUAGAAAAAGACCCUCUAUGGGGGUAA
Molecule: messenger RNA, 2235 nt
Organism: Pseudophryne corroboree (corroboree frog)
Lineage: Eukaryota; Metazoa; Chordata; Amphibia; Anura; Myobatrachidae
Exons: 8
Coding region: 87-932 (281 amino acids)
Molecular function (GO): methyltransferase activity
Source: RefSeq, a predicted model, not a curated record